GAACAUCAGAGACACAGACAGAGACGUCUGGCAUCAUGGCUUCCACACUGGUGCUUCUGCUUCAGCUGCUCCUGGUCUCGAUGGUGUCUGCACAGAAUUUCUUUGGGGAAAGCUCGAUUUUCACCUACAAAGGAAAAACCGCUGACGGAUCAGUUAUUGUGAGCUUUCGCAGCAGGGCCACCUUCAGCAGCUGUCAGUCCCUCAGCUGGAGUUGUUCUGAGGGAAACUGUGGCUCUACCUCCACACCUCAGAGAGGUGUAAUCGACAGGAGCGCGAAAGCUCCAGAAAACGGCAGUGAGUGGUGUGAAACUGAAACUGUCACCACAACCACCGUGGGGGAUCAACCUUUCCAGCUGAGGGCGUCUGGCUGCUGUUGGAGCUCAUCAUCUGGAUCCCAUGAUCCCUGGAGUCUACUGACACACGUGGAUCUGGGGACAAGAUCUGACACCAAUCAACCAAACACCUCACCAAAAGUUGCCGUUCUGCCUCUGCUUCGAGUUCCUCAGAACUGCCCACGGAGGUACCGUCUGAUUUCCUCUGAUCCUGAUGGUGACAGGGUUCGAUGCAGGUAUGUCCAACACGGAGAGGAUGGCCGUCAUCCAGGCUUCACCUUAGAUCAGGACUCUUGCACAUUAGACUAUCACUACAUCAACAGCACCAGACGAGAAAAUGAAUUUGAGCUGGUGGUGGUGGAUUUCCCAAAACAACAGACCACUUUGACCUAUUUAGAUGGAUCCCAGUCGAUCAGGGAUCCACUGACCAUAAGAAAAAAGAGAAACGCCCCAACACAACAAUCUUCCCAGGCAGCCACAACUGCAACCCCAUCUACCACAACAAGAACACCAACUACUAUCAAAAAAACAACACAGACCAUUACAACUCCUACCCCAACAAGAACAAAAACUGAUACAACUACCAAAACAACACCAACUACAACUACUAUCACAACAACAGCAACAACUACCACAACAACACCAACAACUACCACAACAAGACCAACAACUACCACAACAACUACCACAACACCAACAAUGACUACUACCACAACACCAACUACAACUACUACCAUAACAAUACCAACAACUACAACUACAACAACAACAGAAGCACCAAACACCACAACUACAACAAAAGCACCAACAACCACGACUACAACAGAAGCACCAACAACCACGACUACAACAGAAGCACCAACAACCACGACUACAACAGAAGCACCAACAACCACAACUACAACAGAAGCACCAACAACCACGACUACAACAGAAGCACCAACAACUACAACUACAACAGACACAACAACCACAACAGAAGCACCAACAACAACAACAACUACAACAGACACAACAACCACAACGGAAGCACCAACAACCACAACGGAAGCACCAACAACCACAACUACAACGGAAGCACCAACAACCACAACAGAAACACCAACAACUACAACGGAAGCACCAACAACCACGACUACAACGGAAGCACCAACAACCACUACUACAACAGAAGCACCAACAACCACUACUACAACAGAAGCACCAACAACCACAACCACAACAGAAGCACCAACAACCACAACAGAAGCACCAACAACCACAACAGAAGCACCAACAACCACAACCACAACUACAACGGAACCAACAACCACAGCUACAACGGAACCAACAACCACAACUGAAGCACCAACAACCACAACUACAACGGAACCAACAACCACAACUACAACAGAACCAACAACCACAACUGAAGCACCAACAACCACAACCACAGCAGAAGCAACAACCACAACUGAAGCACCAACAACCACAACUACAACAGAAGCAACAACCACAAGUGAAGCACCAACAACCACAACUACAACAGAAGCAACAACCACAACUGAAGCACCAACAACCACAACUACAACAGAAGCAACAUCCACAACAGAAGCAUCAACAACUACAAGUACAACAGAAGCAACAACCACAAGUACAACAGAAGCAACAACAAAUACAACUACAAUCGAAGCAACAUCCACAACAGAAGCAACAACAACCACAACUACAACCGAAGCAACAACCACAAGUACAACAGAAGCAACAACCACAACUGAAGCACCAACAACCACAACUACAACAGAAGCAACAUCCACAACAGAAGCAACAACAACCACAACUACAACAGAAGCAACAACCACAAGUACAACUGAAGCAACAACAACCACAACUACAACAGAAGCAACAACAACCACAACUACAACAGAGGCAACAACCACAACAGAAGCCCAAACAACCACAACAGAAGCCCCAACAACCACAACAGAAGCCCCAACAACCACAACUACAACAGAAGCAACAACCACAACAGAAGCCCCAACAACCACAACAGAAGCCCCAACAACCACAACAGAAGCCCCAACAACCACAACUACAACAGAAUCAACAACAACCACAACAGAACCAACAACAACAUCUACUACCGCAACAACAACAGAAGAACCAACAACCACAACUACAUCCACAACAACCACAACUAUUACCACAACAACAAAACCAACCACAUCUACUACACCAGUUUCCUUUUUCAGUAAACUUCCUUUGCACUUUUUUGUACUCGUGGACGAUCCUGCUCCAUCGUGUGAGGACGGAGACUACUUGCCAGAUCUUGUGGACCCUACACCAGAGAAUGGAGCAGUCAUCCAAGCAGUGGUAGGCAGAGAGCUGGAGAUCAGAGUCAAAGCAAAAGCCUUAAACUCAGAAAUAAAUAACCUCAUCAUUAGUGGGCCACGCAAUAUCCAUAAGCACAAGACCACACAUGAUGAGUUCAUCAUAAGGUGGACGCCAACCCCAGAUGAGGUUGAUGACCAGUACCCAGUCUGCUUUGCUGUGGAAUCUGUGGCCGGGUCUCACGUCUAUCAGUCGCAGAUGAGAUGUGUCCUGGUGGGUGUCAAAAAGAGAGAGAUUAAAACAAAUGUCAUCUGCAAAGAGUCCACAAUGAUAGUAGAGAUUGAGAAAGCGUCCUUGUCUGGAAUAAGUGAGGAUCAUCUGCAGCUCAGCGACUCCUCCAACACCCUGUGCAGCCUCCAGAGACACUCCAACCGCACUCACAUAGUUGGUGUCAUUCCCCUCAAUGCUUGUGGCACUAAGAUCGAGGAAGAUGAAGAACACCUCCUUUUCAAGAAUGAAAUAAUCACGGUGGACAACGUCAGAGAUGUGGUCACCAGGAAAGACCAUCUGGAGGUGAAGUUCUACUGUCAGUACCCCAAACGGGGCAACAUCACACUGAGCUUCAAAGCACACAGGCCGGCCGUCACCGUGUGGGACAAAGGCCUUGGCACAUUCACCUACCACUUUGAGUUCUACUCUAGUGAACGGUUCAGGAAAAUGAUUGAUCCAAGUUUGUAUCCGCUGGAGUUUGAAACUGGGAGCAGGAUGUUUAUUGAGAUAGAGGCCAACACUUCAGCCCAAAACACUGAGCUGUUUGUGGAGUCCUGCAGAGCUGCACCUUAUGACAACCCGGACUCUCAGCCGACCUACUCCAUCAUUGAAAAUGGGUGUAACGUGGACCAAACUAUUCGAACCUAUUCCAGUGACAGGAGAGAAUUUAAGUUCAGCCUUGAGGCCUUUAAGUUCAUCGGCCUGCAGAACCAGGUUUACAUCAGCUGCUCGGUUCUGAUGUGUGAAGCAGGGAACCACAACACCAGGUGCUCACAAGGAUGCAUCAGGUCCCAGGAGCCUCACCAUCACAGAAAGAGAGAGGCUGGUAUCCAGAGUGAAGCUCACUUCAUCUCCCAGGGUCCUUUGCGCUUCAAGAGAUCAGUGGAGCUCAGCAGACACACAGUGACCAACCUGAAUGUGAACCUGCUGUUCGGAGCUGGAUGUCUUCUUGCUGCUGUGGGUAUGAUCUGUGGGGUUGUCAUCUACAGAUCUAAGAUGACCGGCUUCAAAUACCAACCUUUGCCCACGUUUGAAAACUAGGACUUGCUGACAUAACAUAAGUUUUUUAUUAGAUUUGCAUUGUUGCUUGUGUGUUUAGGUAUUUUUUACACAUUUGAGCCUUAAAUGAGUUUGUUUUAUAUUAACAUCUUUAAAAUUAAAUAAUAACAAUAUGCAUCAGUAAGAGGAAAUGUGGUCUUAUAUUUGUGCUUUCUAAAGUGGAAAUCUGUUUUUUCUAACAGCAUGAAAAUGUAGACAUUCAUCAUCACAUUAUAUUUGUUUAUUUUAUGUAUCAAGUAAUUUGUUUAUAUUUCAUGAUUGUAUUAUAUUUAUUGUAAUUAUUAAAAUUGUAUCAUUAUGAAGGCGCAACAAAUAGUGAUAAUAAUGUGGAGUGGAGAUGUUUUAUUUCCUGGAUUUCUGUACUGCAGUGAGAUUAAUGCUAACUAAUUAAAAAAAUAGUAAUAGUAGUAAA
Molecule: messenger RNA, 4383 nt
Organism: Betta splendens (Siamese fighting fish)
Lineage: Eukaryota; Metazoa; Chordata; Actinopteri; Anabantiformes; Osphronemidae
Exons: 13
Coding region: 36-3953 (1305 amino acids)
Source: RefSeq, a predicted model, not a curated record